AUGAGUUGCGGGCGUGUCAUCGAUGGCGACGAGCCCCUCUUCGAUUUUGAUGCCAUUGAGGGCCUUGAAGGCAACGACCCGGCAACCUUGGACACAUGCAUGAGUGCACACACCAUGCCCGCCGAGCUCUUCGACAUGUCCUUCAUCCCUCAACUCGCCCACCUCGACCUAUCGUCCUUCUCCGCGGCAUCGACACCCGCGGAAGUAGUUGACUUUAUCUUUAGGGCUCAGGAGCCCGACUCGUACGAGUAUUUUGAGGACAGUGGCGACUUGUGUGCCUUCAAAGACAAGGGCAAGGCGGUAUCUAGGCCAGUAGACAUCGUUCCGCGAGACAGCUCCAUGACCCCGCGUUUUGAUUUGUUUUCAUUUAAUGGCGGCACAUCGGGUCCCAGCAAACAAAGCCGCCGUUCACUCCGCGCAUCGUCAUCCGUCUCACCCCCUCAAUCCCCUGAUUAUUUUGCCUUUUCUCCGAUGAGCGACGUCCGGCAAGGCUCUGCGGCAGCUAGUUACGCGACGGAUAUCACAACUCCGGGAUCCUCAUUUCCUGAUGCACAGCAGCUCAAGUCGGAUCUCUCGCAUGAGUCGGAGGACGUUGGAAAGGGAAAGUCGCGCGCUGAACCACCGUCAUUACCUCCCCUUUUGUUCAGUCCAACAGAAUUUUCGCGAGGGGAGACGAAUUGGCCGAUUGAGAUCGGUCAUUCUCCGGUGAAUGCAGUCUCUUCGUCCAGUCAUGCUUCACCGACGGUCGUCGAUUUCCCGGCAAGUCCCACACCUCCGUUGGGCUCGGGUGCCUCAACUCCCAUUUACAAAUGUGCAUCUCGCCAUCGUUCAUUUCCAUCUUUAACUACAGAUUCUCCACGACGCUUUGCAACACGACAGCCUCGCAGGUCAAAGUUAAGUCUAAUCAGUGGCAAGCGCCCGAGCAACUUAGCUCGCAAGUUACUAUCGAGGAACGAUGUUUUUGAGCCGGAAUAUAUCGUCCCUUCAAACACCCCUAUUCAAGAAACAGAACGCAUUCUUUAUUCUAGUCUUUCUGCACCGUCCACACCUUGCAUCUCUCGUUCCUUUGCUAUUUCAGAUGCAUAUGCGAUAUCCGCCCUCCGCGUUGGAGGUUCCUCGCCAAGUCUCUUUGAAUGUAUGCUACCUAAAGAGAUAAAGUUGGAGGUCUUUCAUACUCUGCUCCGCCUGCAUGAGGUGGACGGCGAAACACUGCAGAAGUCUUCUGGCUGGACAGCCUUGAAGGCGUCUCAGAAGGAGCAUCGCUGGAUUGGCAAGGAGAAAGGAAUUGUUGAACUGAUUCGGCUUAGCAGGGUGUCCAAAUCAUGGCAAAGUCUUGUCUUCGAUGGUCAGCUUUGGCACGACCUCAACCUCAAGGCAUUUCCGAAUAUACCGAUACAUAUGUUGCGCCAUCUGGCGGUAUCUUCGGGAUCGUUCAUUCGGACCGUGGACUUGACUGGUCAUACACAACUCACAGCGGCGUCUUUCUUGGAACUCACGAAUUCUUUUUGUAUCUCAAAUACCCUCCCUGGUGAAACCAUGUCGGUCACCCAGCUAACCAGUAUUAACCUUUCUGGUUGUUCUGGUAUCACUACCCGUGUAUUGCAUGAUCUGAUCACACGAUCACCACUCCUGGACAAAGUCAAUGUCAGAGGCUUAUCUGCAGUGACUAAUGAGACGUGCAAAUUACUCGGUACUCAUUGUCCCGUCCUCUCUUCCAUUGAUCUUAGCCGCUGUCAUGGCAUGGACGCGUACGGUGUCUUGUCGUUCUUUGCUCCGCACAGCGAGUACCGAACAGUCCUAAUGCUGAGGCGCCUUCGCCUGGCCGGUCUCAAGCGUGCUGGUGACAGGCUUCUUUCGGUGCUUGGACGUUAUGCUCCGAACCUCGAGAUUCUUGAUCUCAGCGGCGCACGCGAGCUGCAUAAUACAGCUAUAGAAGCUUUUGUGACAUGCGCUGAAGAUGGAGACUCUUCACAAGAAGUCCUGCUGACUUCUCGGGAGGCUGGACGUGAUCCUGGUGAUCCCACGAAGUACCGACGCCGUGUCACGAAGCUUCGCCAUCUCUCGCUUUCGUAUUGUCCCUUGCUUACCGACCACGCAUGCUCGCACCUGGCUUAUGCAGUGCCGCAGUUGGAGUUCCUCGAGCUUGCCGGUGUUGGAGCUGAGCUUAAGGAUGAUGGUUUAGUUCGUUUACUGAAUACCACCCCGCUUAUUCGUCGCCUUGAUCUUGAUGAGGCGUGCGAGCUCACGGAUGCAACAUUGGCCGUUCUGACACCACGAAUAUUUGAGGAGGAACCGACGAACGUGCAAAGAUUGGCGCCAGGUUCGCAACUUGAGGUUUUGAAUCUAUCCUAUGCGGUCCAGCUGUCAAACGAUGCGAUCCUCGCACUGGUUCGUAACUGUACGCGUCUCGUGCAUAUCGAGUUGGAUAGCACACGGGUCAGUGGUAAUAGUGUCAAGGAAUUUGUUCGUUUAUCGCGAAAGCGAGAGGCAGUGGACGCGGAGAUCGUAGUGGUCGAUUGUCGUCAUGUCGGUGACAGCGCUGUGAAAGAGCUCCAUGGGACGACGCGCACGCGGAAAGGCUGGCGUGCGUGGGAAGCACAACACUUGCAUUAUCUCGAUGCACGGGAUGACGAAGGACUCGGAGUUGGGACGGACGAAUGUGAUGAGAAACGGGUGGCGUUGAAGUCAUUUUACCAGUGGCAGACGGUGGAUGCUGUCGAGGCUGCGCGCGAGAAGCGACGCAAGUCGAAGAAGAAUGGCCGCGGAGAAGAGGAAGUCGCUUUUACGAGACGCUCAUCUUCAAAGUGGUGGUCGCCAGGUUCGAGACGAGGAUCUGGCUCAGCGUCACCCGUCACCUGGACUGGGGAUAGAGAAAGAGAAGGUUGUAUCAUAAUGUAA
Messenger RNA from Fomitiporia mediterranea MF3/22, 2898 nucleotides. Its product is annotated as RNI-like protein. Gene Ontology annotation, molecular function: protein binding. Gene Ontology annotation, cellular component: SCF ubiquitin ligase complex. The record is from RefSeq and is a predicted model, not a curated record. The coding region runs from base 1 to 2898 and encodes 965 amino acids. Gene Ontology annotation, biological process: SCF-dependent proteasomal ubiquitin-dependent protein catabolic process. The transcript has 2 exons. NCBI's taxonomy places the organism in Eukaryota, Fungi, Basidiomycota, Agaricomycetes, Hymenochaetales, Hymenochaetaceae.